Messenger RNA from Pochonia chlamydosporia 170, 804 nucleotides. RefSeq lists its product as hypothetical. Lineage: Eukaryota; Fungi; Ascomycota; Sordariomycetes; Hypocreales; Clavicipitaceae. The record is from RefSeq and is a predicted model, not a curated record. Bases 1 to 804 code for a protein of 267 amino acids. The transcript has a single exon.
AUGAAGAUACAACCUCUUUGGCCCGUCUGCAAUUUGACGGCCUUGGGUAACACCAGCCUCAGCACAGUGGAAUUCAACUUGAUCUUCCCUCGCAACGACACCUACGAAGCCAUGCCUCUCAUGCCGGUCGUCUUCGCUGUACACAAUCCUGAAUUCGCUAGCCUGUUGCAUCCGCUUAUCGAUUAUGCCGUUCACCCGCUGCACGAUCCCAAUACCACUGCCAAGUACCAGCCCGUCAAGGUCAACAUGACGGGACACAACACCGUCUACUAUGCCUACGACGUGGCGACUAAUCUCUUUAAUACAGAGGGAAUUUGGGAACUCUCUUGGUCCAUAAGAACUCGUUAUUGCUCCAUUCACUACGACAUGGAGGGCAACUGUGCUAUCGACAUGCGGUUCCGUCAAGACUUGAAAUCCAUCGUUUUCACAACCAACGAACAUGGUCUCAAGCCCGAUCCGAUCACUACCUCCCUUGAACACGGCCGUGACGAGACGCAGAGAUUCGGAUUUAACAUCCAGGAGACGAUGGACAUCCCCCUCGAUCGAACCCCUGAGGGUCUCCUCUCCUGCGCUGUAGUCGCAACACCUGAGUCGUCCGCUCAUCCGUGCCCUCCAGAGACGCAAGGGGAGGUGAAGCCCACCUAUUAUGACCAUAUGAUGCUAGGGUUAUCCAUGCCGCUACUAGCCAUAUGGGUGAUGACUGCCCAAGCCAACGAAGACAGCGACGGCAACACGCUGAUCCUCGUACUUUUGAUGUAUCCGCUUGUCUGUUUUAGCUUGUUUGCUAUGUCUUUGUAUGACUAG